AUGACCCAAACUCGAACCUGGAACGCUUCCCUACCCUGCCUGCUCGUAGCUAUAGCACUCAGCGGCUUCAUCCUUCAAAGCGUCAAAGCGGGGGUACUUCCACGUAUGACAUCCUUUAAGUUGCAACAUACACGCUCUACUUUGGCAAGAAUCGUCGAAACCUUCGAUGGGCUUACAGGGCGAAAAGCUCGUCAGUUGGCCAUGAUUCUUUCGAAUCAAACGAGCGUCGUUGCCAACGCAUCGAAGAGCGAAACUAUUCUAUCGAACCUUGCUGAAGCAUAUCCUUCCAACAACAUCACGAGCGGGCAAAAAUCUCAGCAAUCAACAAAUGCUAAGCAAAUCGCAGCAAUACCCACUCAAAUCCCCACAAACACUACCACCGCCGCUACUCCGCGCAAAUACAUCAUCUCCUCCGGCCGCUCAAACAUCACCCUCCUCUUCGACACUCCCGAAUAUGGUCCUUCGCAAGUACGUCGCGAUCUUCACCUGAUCCGAAAAUGGGCUUACGACCUGUCACAGCUCUCCACCCUUGCGCUUCUAGAAGAAACAGUAGCAGCGAUUAUGUCUGCUUCUGCACGAUACUUCCCCGAGCUCUCUACUCGGGAUGCAGCACGAGUGAUCAUGGCAGACAUAAAAGCGGAGUCGGAUUUCGACCACGAUGCGGUCUCCGGUGGCCGUCUCGAUUCGGGAUCGAGUUGGGGGUUGAUGCAAGUGUCUCCCUUUGGUUCGGGAGAGUUGAAGUUGUUUCAACAACAUGCUACCGUCACCAAAAACACUUAUUCUUGGAGCACAGAGUACAACCUCACUACCGCCCCAACCUCGUUCAGGGCUGGACCACUGCUGGAUUGGGAUACAGGCAAAACUCUCGAUCUUAAGAAUCUGACAAAUGAAGAUCUAUUCAGACCCUGGGUAAAUAUUCACGUCGCAACAUGGAUACAGUGCAAUCUAGCCCGAACGUCGAGUCAAGACCCUUAUACUUGGCCUCAGGUCUAUGCGAAAUACAAUGCAGCUCGCAACACCAAAACCGGCUGGGCUGCGGUAGAACAAGCCCUAGUGGGGGCAAAGUUGCCUCGAACCUUUCAAACGGGUCUGGGAAGCUGGGUUGCAGGUCCAGCAGUCGACGGAUAUGGCAGCUAUACUCAGAAGGGAGACGAUGUUAGUUCGCCUUACUUGAAAAAUAUCGCUGCUGGGUUAAGCGUGUUGUAUGAGACUGACAUACCACCUAGCUGGCUGAAUACACUCACUCUUCACGGGGGACUUGUUGACUUUCACUAA
Ustilago hordei is the source of this 1275-nucleotide messenger RNA. RefSeq lists its product as uncharacterized. The transcript is spliced from 2 exons. The record is from RefSeq and is a predicted model, not a curated record. NCBI's taxonomy places the organism in Eukaryota, Fungi, Basidiomycota, Ustilaginomycetes, Ustilaginales, Ustilaginaceae. Bases 1 to 1275 code for a protein of 424 amino acids.